ACUUGUUACCAACUAAUUCCUACAGAUUAUCCUGUAACAAUUGUAAAUGAAAUCAGGCAUUCUGAUUGUCGAGUAUUAGAAGGAAAAUUCAGAACUCCUCUUUCAAUGUAUCUGCCUGGCUUAAUUCGCAAAGAAGUGCAAGACUGCGUCUUUCAAAUGGUUCUACCCAUAGAAUGGAAUAGUACUUACAAACCAGUUUGUAUUCAUUUCGCAGGAACAGGAGAUCACUAUUUUUGGAGGCGUAGGAAAAUUAUGGCAGAGCCUUUACUGAAAGAAGGUAUUGGAGCUAUCAUCUUAGAAAAUCCUUAUUAUGGUACUAGAAAACCCAAAGAUCAAAUAAGAUCGAGUUUACAUUAUGUUUCUGAUAUAUUUGUCAUGGGUGGCUGCUUAAUUUUAGAGGGUUUAGUUCUUUUGCAUUGGUGCGAGAAACUUGGAUUAGGACCUCUAGGCGUCACCGGAAUUUCAAUGGGUGGACACAUGGCUUCUUUGGCAGCAUCAAAUUGGCCAAGACCUUUAGUGCUAGUUCCUUGCUUAUCAUGGUCCUCUGCUUCCUCUGUUUUCACUGAGGGAGUGAUGAGUGAAUCUAUAGACUGGGACAUGUUACAAGAACAAUUUAUGUCGGACAGUUCCUACAGUGAUGAUCUCUCUAAGUUAUGCACAAUAGUAGAUAAUCCAUUUGCCUGUGAUCUUUUUCAUCUUCCAGAUAAACUUUUCAACUCGUCAUAUCUUCCGUUAAAAGGCAAAGAUGUAGCCAACAUAACACCAUACCAGUUAAUCAACUUGAAGAGUUGUGCUACUUGUCCGGAUAUUGUACUCAGACCUCCCACCGAAUCUGUAGAAAAAAUGUCGUCCAAUAGUUCCUCAGUCACCAAUUUUUUCAAGAGUCCAGUCCAAAUAAAACUAAAUAAGGUUGAUGAGAUGAAGAAGCGCGAUAGUGAGGCAAUAUGGUUCAUGAGAGGUAUAAUGGAUGAAUGUACUCACUUGAAGAAUUUUUCUGUGCCAUUUGAUACAUCUCUUAUAAUUUCUAUUUGUGCCAGUGCUGAUGGAUAUGUUCCUAGGACUGGACUCUCUCAUUUAGAAGAUAUAUGGCCAGGUGCAACAGUUAAAUAUGUUGACUGUGGUCAUGUUGGUGCAUACAUUUGGCAUCGUAACAUAUUUAGAGAAUCCAUAAUUGAGGCUUUCGAGAGAGCUAAGAAAAAGUAUAAGCCUCUAUCUGCUCAAACAGAUAAUUUAUAAUUGACUGAUACCAAGUAUUGUGAUUAUUCACCUGGUGCCUUUAUUAAAGUUGACGUGUUAUAAUUUUGUAAUGUUGACAUGUUAUAAUGUUGAAUUUUUUUUAAAUGUUGAAAUGUACAUAAGAGUUUAUAUUUCUGAUUUGUGUACAUGACCAAAGGUAAAAUUUUUGUGAUAUUUUUACAAUAAAUUGAAUUUGCUA
Leptinotarsa decemlineata (Colorado potato beetle) is the source of this 1435-nucleotide messenger RNA. RefSeq names its product protein ABHD18. The record is from RefSeq and is a predicted model, not a curated record. Lineage: Eukaryota; Metazoa; Arthropoda; Insecta; Coleoptera; Chrysomelidae.